AAAAUUUCGCAAUCUCAUUUUAUUCUCGUUUUUUUUUCCAAUUCCAAUUUUCAACCCCAGCAGAGGCGUAGCAUUCAGAAACGGAAUGCCCAAUAGUCGCAUUGGAGACCUCUAGAAAGAUGGAUGUCUGCAGAGCUGGUGUAAUGGAUUGAACAACGCAUACCUACCUAGGUAACCCUCACAGACGCGAUGUGCGCGGCGCAGGCUGUUUUUGGCUUUUGUCUUAUUGAGGCGAGGUCACUUGACUUGACCUUCUAACCUAAGAUUUUGGCCGGCAAUGGUCGGUUCUGCGGUCCUCGGCACCCCGCGGGUGUUCAGGGCUUUGGAGAGAGAGUUGGAGAACCCGAACCCGAACCCGUCUCCAAUUGACUUUUCUACCGCGCCUCUCUUAUGUCCAUCGUUGCAGUUGGCUGUUUUCACUUGGGGCUGGGAUUGUUCAGCACACGCUACCUCUUUCCACCAUGAUGAGAGUUCACACCGCUGCACGGAAUGCUUUUAAAGUCCAGAGACGGGCCUUCUCGGCUUCGCAAAGACGGUUGGAGAGGUAUGGGUUCGUUGGGUUGGGGCAAAUGGGGUACCAGAUGGCCAAGAAUUUACAGGCGAAACUCCCGCCGAGUGAUUCGGUCAAGUUGUUCGAUAUCAACGGCGAUGCGGUGAAACGGCUAGCUGAGGAGAUGUGGACAUCUCAGACUGGUGGCGCUGCAGUUGAACUCGCGCACGAUGUGAAUGACGCUGCAAAGGACUCGGAUAUAGUAAUUACGGUGUUACCUGAGCCGGCACAUGUGAAGGGCGUGUAUCGAGAGAUAUUAUCCCCGGGUUUGCCAAAGAAGAACAGGAUAUAUAUCGAUUGCUCAACUAUUGAUCCCUCGUCGUCCCGGGAGGUUGCAGGUUGGGUUGCCGAUGCCAACCAAGGCCAAUUUGUUGAUGCUCCCAUGUCGGGUGGUGUAGUAGGCGCUGCGGCAGGUACUUUGACUUUCAUGCUGGGCGCUCCCGAUGCUCUAGUACCAAAGCUAGAACCGAUAUUGCUACGGAUGGGAAAACGAGUAUUGCACUGCGGCGUGCAAGGCAAUGGACUGAGCGCUAAGUUAGCCAAUAAUUAUUUGCUUGCCAUCAACAAUAUCGCAACAGCAGAAGCGAUGAACUUAGGCAUCAGAUGGGGUCUCGAUCCUAAGACGCUAGCCAAUAUCAUCAAUGUUAGCACUGGCAAAUGCUGGCCAAGCGAAGUCAAUAAUCCGGUAAAAGGAGUUGUUGAAGGCGCACCAGCUAGCCGUGACUAUUCUGGCGGGUUUGGUAUUAGUCUAAUGAAGAAGGAUCUGAAGCUUGCCAUUGUAGCCGCAAAUGAAGCCAAUGCGAAGUUAGAACUUGGCGAUCGAGCAAGGCAAGUCUACGAAGAGGCUGAGCAAGUAGAAACGUGUAAAGGCAGAGACUUUUCUGUCAUAUAUAGAUUCUUAGGUGGUAAGGAAUAAGACCUAAUUUAAACAUACCAUCUAAACUGAUCUGAUCUGAUCUGAUCUGGCCUAAUUUGAUAAAGUGAAGAAGGGAUUAAUAUAUCUUCCCUGUAGUUAUUAGAUCUGAUAUUAAUCGCUUAUCCGAGAUAUAUCUAUGAGAUCAGGUCUAUAUUUCUUGUAGUAUGAUGGAUCAAGGUACGUUCCGGCGCUAUGACCCGGAUGGCGCCCGGAGAAGGGAACUAACGCCGUAGCGUCCCGGAUGAGGCCUCUUCCGCCCAAAGAUUGGGGGGUCCAUCGGGCCCCUCUCUAGGUUAAUCUAAUUCCAUAACUCUCUUUAGGAUAGCGGUGACUUAGUCAUGAUGAUGACGAUACUUACCU
Molecule: messenger RNA, 1826 nt
Organism: Daldinia decipiens
Lineage: Eukaryota; Fungi; Ascomycota; Sordariomycetes; Xylariales; Hypoxylaceae
Product: putative 3-hydroxyisobutyrate dehydrogenase G6G8.5
Exons: 3
Coding region: 462-1466 (334 amino acids)
Biological process (GO): L-valine catabolic process
Cellular component (GO): mitochondrion
Molecular function (GO): NAD binding; NADP binding; 3-hydroxyisobutyrate dehydrogenase activity
Source: RefSeq, a predicted model, not a curated record